Messenger RNA from Choloepus didactylus (southern two-toed sloth), 2244 nucleotides. It is a transcript of the gene PRKCSH, whose product is annotated as protein kinase C substrate 80K-H. Gene Ontology annotation, biological process: N-glycan processing; liver development. The transcript has 17 exons. The record is from RefSeq and is a predicted model, not a curated record. Gene Ontology annotation, cellular component: glucosidase II complex. Bases 336 to 1919 code for a protein of 527 amino acids. NCBI's taxonomy places the organism in Eukaryota, Metazoa, Chordata, Mammalia, Pilosa, Megalonychidae. Gene Ontology annotation, molecular function: calcium ion binding; protein binding.
CGGCUACGGAAGCCGCCACUCCCAAGAUGGCGGCACCUCGCGCCGCCAUUAAGCGUGAACCUUUAGAACCAUCCCUCCAAGGACCCACGGUCCUACCCAAGAUGGCCGCCUCAGGGCUCGCGCCCCACGCUUGCCACCCCCAACAUGGCGGGGCCGGGUCGCUGUACCGGAAGCGCGGCGGGCUACCGGAAGUGACGCUCCCCAGGCGGUUCCGCUUCCUUUUUGCAGCAGAAACCGAGGCUGCUGGUCCAGGGGGGCGCUGUGCAUACUGACCUUUGGCCCCUCUCCCCUUGUCUCGUGGAGAACCCACUUCCGGCCUCGCAGCCCCGGACGAGAUGCUGCUCCUGUCGCUGCUGUUGCUGCUGCUGCUGCCGCCCCUGUGCUCGGCCGUGGAGGUCAAGCGGCCCCGCGGCGUGGCCCUGUCCAACCAUCACUUCUACGACGAGUCCAAGCCUUUCACUUGCCUGGACGGCUCGGCCACCAUCUCUUUUGAUCAGGUCAACGAUGAUUAUUGCGACUGCAAGGAUGGCUCGGAUGAGCCGGGUACGGCCGCCUGUCCCAACGGUAGCUUCCACUGCACCAACACUGGCUACAAGCCCCUGUACAUCCCCUCCAGCCGGGUCAACGAUGGAAUUUGUGACUGCUGCGAUGGGACAGACGAAUACAACAGUGGUGUCAACUGUGAGAACACUUGCAAAGAGAAGGGCCGGAAGGAGAGAGAGACUCUGCAGCAGAUGGCGGAGGUUACCCGCGAGGGGUUCCGCCUCAAGAAGCUCCUCAUCGAGGACUGGAAGAAGGCCCGAGAGGAGAAGGAGAAAAAGCUCAUUGAGCUACAGGCUGGGAAGAAGUCCCUGGAGGACCAGGUGGAGACACUGCGGUCGGUGAAGGAGGAGGCAGAGAAGCCGGAGAAGGAGGCCAAGGAACAGCACCGGAAGCUGUGGGAAGAGCAGCAGGCCACUGCCAAGGCCCAACGGGAGCAGGAGCUGGCGGCCGAGGCCUUCCGGGAGCUGGACGACAACGCAGACGGCAGGGUCUCGGUGGCCGAGCUGCAGACCCACCCGGAGCUGGACACGGACGGGGAUGGGGUGCUGUCGGAAGGGGAGGCCCAGGCUCUGCUCGGAGGGGACACACACACUGACGCCACCGCCUUCCACGAGCGCAUCUGGGCCGCCGUCAGGGACAAGUUCCGGUCUGAGGUGCUGCCCCCCGAAACGCCGGGGUCCCCACAGGCCCAAGAGGAGCAGCCGCCCGCACCGCCCCCCGGGGAGGAGGAGGACAAGGAGGAGGAGGAGGAGGCCGAGGCGGGAGAGGAGGAGGAAGAGGAGGAGGACGAAGAGGCUGAGGAGGUCCCGUCCCCGCUCGUGCCCCCCCGGCCGGCCAGCCCCCCCGAGGAGGACACGAUGCCACCCUACGAUGAGCAGACCCAGGCCCUGAUCGAUGCCGCCCAGGCCGCCCGCACCAGCUUCGAGGAGGCCGAGCGCUCCUUGAAGGACGUGGAGGAGUCCAUCAGGAACCUGGAGCAGGAGAUCUCGUUUGACUUUGGCCCCAGCGGGGAGUUCGCCUACCUGUACAGCCAGUGCUACGAGCUCACCACGAACGAGUACACGUACCGCCUCUGCCCCUUCAAGCUCGUCUCGCAGAAACCCAAACUUGGCGGUGCCACCACCAGCCUCGGCACCUGGGGCUCCUGGGCCGGCCCCAACCACGACAAGUUCAGCGCCAUGAAGUACGAGCAGGGCACGGGCUGCUGGCAGGGCCCCAACCGCUCCACCACUGUGCGGCUGCUGUGCGGGAAGGAGACGGUGGUGACCAGCACGACGGAGCCGAGCCGCUGCGAGUACCUCAUGGAGCUGACGACGCCAGCCGCCUGCCCCGAGCCCCCGCCCGAGCCCCCCGCCGACGGCCACGACGAGCUCUAGGCGCAGCGGGGGACACGGGGGUGGCGUCUCCCCACCUGGGCACCCCGAGGCCCGAGACCUCGCCCCCCACGGAGCCCCCUGUCCAUGCACGAACCAAGGCUGGGUCCCCCUCUCCCCCUCCUCCCUGGGGGGGUACGAACAGCGGGGGGUGGGUGGGGGGCUCCAUGCCCUGCUCUCGGGGGGGCCGGGCAGGGCCGAGCCACCUUCGGGGCCCCGGAGUCUUCCGAAGGUGGAGUGAAGGCGCUUGGCCUGCCUGAGCCCCCCAGUCCCCGGCGGUCGCCCGCCCUCCCGCCCCUCUGCCCGGGGAUCCACGUCCCCUCGUGGC